This is a messenger RNA of Melitaea cinxia (Glanville fritillary), 2878 nucleotides long. RefSeq lists its product as uncharacterized. The record is from RefSeq and is a predicted model, not a curated record. The transcript is spliced from 10 exons. Bases 139 to 2208 code for a protein of 689 amino acids. Lineage: Eukaryota; Metazoa; Arthropoda; Insecta; Lepidoptera; Nymphalidae.
UGCCCUACAUUUCAUACUUUUCUCAAAUGGAAGAAAGUUUCUUACUUUUGUUUCUCUUUAAAGGAGUAACAUAAUAAUAACCUUGUAAUGGAAAAUAUUAUCUACACUUGUGGUAUCAAAAUCAAUUAAAUCACUACUAUGUAUACAUUAAUAGAGAUAGUAUUGAGCUUAGGUGUUCUAGCCACUCUUGUGACUAUUCUUACAGCAUGUGCUUGUGGCUGCAAGAAUUCCAACCAAAAAAGUGAGUUGGUCGGUACGGCCGGUGUGGUCAAAAUCCGAUUGGAUGAGGAGGUACCAUCUCCAACACCCACCACCCCGGCCUCUAUCAAGCGGGCAUCCACACAAAACAGCCAGCGCAGUUUGCCAGAAAUCCCUCAUCCUGUUGGGCGACAUGACAGUGGCGAUACUGCUUCCGAAAUUUAUGCCACUGUUAAUUUAGAUGAAGGAAAUAAAACCGCAGUUGUUGCGUCUACGAGCCGAGAUCAUCCUUAUGAACAUGCAUAUGCUAAACUUCAAAAUGAAAGUCACAAUAUAACUGUUGAAAUAACAACAGACGAAAGGUCGGAUAAUAUAAUUCAAAUUGAUGAAAGAGAAGCCGCAUCUUCAUCCGCCGAUGAAAUGUACGCGGCAAUAGAAGAAGCGAGCGUAGGCGAGGGCUCAGACACGUACGCACAAAUCGCUCCCGAGCCCCGUCGUCGAGAGGCCUCCGUCCCUCCCGUGGCCGCGCCCCCCGCUCCAGACGCACAUCAUGCCAGAAGGAGCGCACCACCUGAAAUCGGAGCAUGUACUUCUAAUGCUACACAUUCUCGCCAAGCAUCAAUGUCAUCCUGCUCGAAUUCGACGGGUGCGUUAGGGUCGCCCAAGCCGGAGAAGCGUCAGGCGAACUCUCCUUUACCCCCACCGCCUCACACUUCACAUCCAACGCCGCAAAGACAUCAGAGGAUAUCCAGCACCGGUGAUCUCCAUUUUAACCACGACAAGCUACGUCGCAGUCUGAAUGAGAAACAUCAACGGAACAACAGUUGCGUCAGUUCUUCCGACUUUUACGGAUGCAAUUAUCCAGUUGAUAAGCAUCGAUUUAGUUCCGGUGACCUUAUUAGACCACUCGUAGCGCGAGAACUUAAUUUUGACAUCGACCAAAAAGAAAAUCCUAACGAUAAUUUUUAUAACUCCAUCGACGGUCCCGGUUGCAGCAAUUAUUCCUCAACGGAACCAAGCACGAGUCUCACUUCAGAACAUCGCGUCACCGAGAGUCCAUCCCGUAACGUAGAGGAAAUGUAUGCAAAAGUAAUGAAAAAAGCGAAGGCGAGAGAAGAGUCAGUCAGGAAAUCGAAGGACCUCACAAGCACAGAAACCGAAAGUAAAACGUUAAAGUAUCGAAGUGACGAUCCAGGAUACGAAACUAUUGAUAGAAAACAAUCUGUGAACCACGGCUACGAAACUAUAGCGCAUAAAGAACGUAAAGAGUCGAAUCAGGACCCCGGUUACGAAACGGUCAAGGACAUAAAUAAGCCACAUAGCUACCCCAACAAUAAUUUAUUAAAACUAAAUAGCCUAACUGUGGAUAGCGGUCCGAAUAGCAUUUUAAGCAGUGACGCAGGGUACGAACUCAUUUCGAAGACAGACGCUAAUGCCUCCGACUCGGAUCCUAAUUAUGAAGUUCUAAGAAACCAACCACCGACGCCGCCUUACGCGACUAUCGCACCGGACUAUAAAGUACAGCCAACGUACUCCACAGUUAAUAAAAAACCAGGAAAGUACAAUUGGUCAAGUAACAAUAAUGACGACUGUAUCUUGGAACCUAACUAUGAAUCUAUGAAUCACGAAAAUUUCUAUAACACCGGAAGCGAGUCUGAUUCUAAUUACGAAUCUGUUCGACCGAAAGAUCCGAAUUAUGAAUGUCAGGAUCCUAAUUACGAGUCGUUAAGAUGCAAGGAUCCUAAAUAUGAAUCUGUGCGAUCAAAAGACUCAAAAUACGAUUCAGUGAGGUCUAAAAAAGAUCCAAAUUACGAAAGUGUUAAAUAUUUCGAAUUGUCAAAAAGAGAAUCACCUUACGAGAAAGUUAACGACGCGGCCGAAGGUUCUAGAAUCGACAGGUCGGACUCUUCCGCAGGUUACGAGAAAAUUAAUGUUCAAAAUUCAAAGGAAACAAAAAACAGUAUUAAUAAUGGAGCCGAUUGCACUGUAAGUGAUUAUUUCCAAGUUUAACUUUUGAUACGAAGUUAUUAUUUUUACUCAUAGUGGACCUAUGAUGCCGUCAUAAUUAUAAUUAAUGUUUGACGACAUACCUAGGAUUAUCUUUGAGAUUUUGUGCUUUUUAUUUAUUUAUAUUUUUACAAAUAUACUGUGUAUAAUACCUCAAAGAUAGAUGUAACCUAAUAUCUUCCUUAGGUAUCUGUGAUAUGAAUUGUGAGUAUGAAAAUUGUCUUACUCGAUUAAUUUAUGUUUAACAUCGAUGUUGUUUGUUUUUUAUCAAAAUGCAGGCUUUUAAUACAUUGGUAAUCUCCAUUGAUAAGUGUGUUCAUAUUUUUAUAAACAAGUGUAAUGCAUGUGACUAUGGUAAUAUGGCAUGUACAAAAUGUAGGUUGUACAUAUACUCGCGUCGAAAUGUUAUAUUGUAUUUAACAGUUAAAACUAUUUUAAUGUGUUUAUAAUAACCACCAAUAUCAUAACGCAUGUAGCAAAAAUUAUAUAUCUUAUAACUAAACGUAUUUCCGAUGUAAUUUAAAAAUAUUGUAUUGUCACUUUUUAUCUGACGGCACAUCCACACAUGCUUGGUAAACGUUCAUACUUGAUCAAAAUGACUCUUAAUUCGAGAUCGAGAGAACGCCAUCUAGCUGAAGAUAGUCACAAAAAUAAAUAAAAAUAUGAAUUGAAA